Molecule: messenger RNA, 2376 nt
Organism: Anopheles moucheti
Lineage: Eukaryota; Metazoa; Arthropoda; Insecta; Diptera; Culicidae
Exons: 8
Coding region: 111-2078 (655 amino acids)
Biological process (GO): monoatomic ion transport
Cellular component (GO): membrane
Molecular function (GO): extracellular ligand-gated monoatomic ion channel activity
Source: RefSeq, a predicted model, not a curated record
UUAACUAAAAAUUUUAAAGCUAUUAAGUAUAUUACUAGGAUAUAAGUUAGAUUUUUUUCUUUCCUUCCACGCCACGUUUAAUCACUAAGAACGUAAACCUUAAGCGAUGCAUGCACUUUGCGACACUGUACAUAAUCUUUAACCCCUGGUGGGUGGUACGGCACAGAUGCCCUUUUCUUCUCUUACGUUUUGAGCUUUUUUUGUCCUUCUUUUACCCAUUCUUCGCGUCGGAAUGCGUUGUACGGAAUGCGCUCGGAUCGUUCUUAUCACAAAUCAUAAGCCACAAAUGUGAGCCGCAGCGUGGGUUUCUUAGCUACCAAGCAUUCAGUUGGCAAAACCCCAUGACACGCACUGGUGACGUUAGAAGAACAUUUCCUGCAAUGAGUCACACAAUCCCUACCGUAUUGGGAGCGAUGCUGAUGUUGGCCCUUACUAUCGAAUGCUACGCCGACACGCGAUACAAUGUCAGCUUUGACGAAUUGCAUAAAUGCAAGCAGCACAAUGCUAUCAACGGGUACAACUAUCGAGCAUUUUUCAAGCUACAUGAACUACAGCACCAUAAUCUAACUGACCCCGAUCUGAUGGUCGACCUGCAAGUGUACGUGUUGGCCGCUCGUGAUGGUCAUAUCCUGCUGUCGGAACAGAACAAAACUUUGGGGACUGCGGUGGAAAUAGUACUCGGUGGUGGUGGAAAUACAUUUUCACAGAUACGUUUCGGCCAGAAGGGAUCUCCGUUGAGAACGAAGGCGAGUAUCGGGUUGUUGUCACCUAUUGAACCACUUCCGGUACGGGUACGUAUCUAUUCAAAUGGCCAGAUCAGGAUAUACGCUGGCAAUCUUACGGACGAACCAUUCAUGGAAACGAUUAUGCCGAUCAAGAAUGCCAGUGAGUUUAGAUACGUCAGUUUCACUACGUGGGGAACAGCAUUGGCAAAAUGGUUCUAUGAUUGUCCACUGCCUUCAAACGCUACCAACGGUACGGUGAUGAUUGACGGUAACGAACUAGAGCAAGAGUACGAUGGUAAGCAACGCUUGCUGAACCAUUUGAUGAGUGUUCCGCUGUGGAUUGACCCACCGGAUAAUUUUACGGGCGUCGAAAUUCAACACAUGUACGUAAAAGGAUUCGUUUACGACCAGACAACUAACCAGAUCGAGCUUUCGGGAUCCAUGGGCCUGUCCUGGGAAGAUCAACGCUACAGCUGGAAUGCAUCCCACUUCGACAAUACAAUGUUUGUUGGCGACGUCUGCCACAUGGUCUGGAUGCCGUCCUUCGAAACGUUGAGCAUGUUUACGGGAACGUCCUUCAUGUGCUACCUCACGGAUGACGGUUUUACGGGUGUCGAAAUCUUGGAUUUUACGUGGACCAAUUUCUGUACUCUUUCGGAGAGUUACCGGUGGCCGUACGAUACUAACACCUGCAAGCUUCAACUGUUGGCGGCUAGCCAUGAAAGGAAUGUACCUAUACGUUUAACGAUGGGAAGUAUACGAUUUGAUCCGAAUUUCGAACAAUCGGAAUGGUCCCUCAAGUCCAUUGGCAAGCAUGAAACGGAACGGAGCAUUACGCCAUAUGGACAGCAACCAAUUCUCGAGCUGCACAUCGAAAUGAGCCGGAAAAGUGAUAUACAUUCCGUUUCGAUCCAUCCAUCGUACUUCGUGGGCAACUUGCUGAUAUCCAUUUCUUUCAUCGUCGAUGGGCGAUCGCGACUGCUGCUCAACUCGCUUGGUUUGAUCAUAUUGCUUAAUACGUUUUUAAGCUUUUCUGCCAUCGUACCACGUACUGGAGUACCAAAACUAUACAUCUUUUUCCAGUGGUCACUUGUUUUCUACUCAAUUUCGACCAUUCUGUACGUUAUCGAGAUGUGGUUGAAGAGAACACGCGCUAACAUACCACCAGGCUCCUGGAUUGGGCGAGUUAUAACCUUCCCAGCCCUACGGUUUGCGCUCGCUAUGGAUCAAAGGAGUAACUAUAACACGUUAGAGCACAAAAACGUUCGAUGGGACGAAGUGACCUGCAUUCUGAAUCGACUCAUGAUGGUUGCUGUACUGAUCGUGCUUGCAAUUGGAUUCACCAAACCGUGAAGUUCAAUGGUUUAUUUCUUGAAGGCAACCUACGGAAAGUAUAUAUAUAUAUAUAGCGUUAGAUUCGCGUAAACUUUAGUCAUUGCAGCGCACGAGGACAAUUUCUGUAAUUGAUUAUUUGCACAGAAUGCAUUGUAUAAUGUUGCGGUAUUUGGUUAUGUAAUAAAGAUGAUCAAACCUCAGUUAUUUGUCCAUUUCAUGUUUUAUUACUAAAAUGGAAUCGACAACUAAUUGGACCUGCCUCAAAAGUGAACCACAUGCCGCAUUCCGGUGGUGUAUCGGGUAGCGACACCAGACC